Messenger RNA from Pseudozyma hubeiensis SY62, 4335 nucleotides. Its product is annotated as lipase. The transcript has a single exon. Lineage: Eukaryota; Fungi; Basidiomycota; Ustilaginomycetes; Ustilaginales; Ustilaginaceae. The record is from RefSeq and is a predicted model, not a curated record. Gene Ontology annotation, biological process: lipid metabolic process. The coding region runs from base 1 to 4335 and encodes 1444 amino acids.
AUGGCGACUCCUCUGCCUCGAGAUCCAACCUGCCAGGACCUCGAAAGGUUGCCGUCACGCUUGAGUGAAGAUGCUCUGUUCCGCCAACAGACAUCCAAGCCGCUCCAAUGGGCCGAUGACGCCGAGCAAUCCGAGGAGGACAUCCUCACCACAGACACCUCUGGACCCGCCACACCUCUAGGCUCAAGCUCUCGUAGCGCUACACCUCUCACCGUAGCCUACUGCGGCAAGGAAUCUAAGAAUGUCGCCGUCACAUGCGGCGUCCGAGCCUGGACCAAACAUCAGGCGUACGGCGCCAGCGGUGCUCUGAUCAAAUACGCCACAGGAACCCCGCUUUUGCCACAGCAGGUGGCUGAGAUGGUUUCCAAUCUCUCCGUCAUUGCUCGUGUCUCGCUGAAGGCUGCCGCUUUCUUCAUCGAAGUCAUCCUUGAAUCGGUCAAAAAUAGCACUGGAAUGACACUUGGAAUCACUCGACGUGCACUCAUCAGUGCAGUCGGCACGGCUAGAGCCGUCCACUCACUCACCUCAGGCGAAGUAUGGGAUGCCAAGGCUACGGGAACGUCACAUCAGACCACAAACACUUCCUUUCUCAGCAUCCUCGACAAGUACACAGCAGUUGGCAUCUAUCUCAUCCACCACACGUUCACGCUGACGGAGCUCUUUGCUAUGGGCACUUUCCAGAUCAUCGGCACCACUCUCACUGCCGGACUCGCAGCUGCUGACGAGUCCGUGCGUACCAUCGACGGCAUUUUUGGCUCCAAUGAGACAUCGCGAGCGCUUGCAUCAUUCAUCACUCUCGUCCGCAGCGAGACCGGAGGAGAUCAGCGCUUCUCCAACGACAGCACCAUCUCGAUUCUCAACAAGCUCACCAAAGCCGUCACUGCCUUCGCUGUUCUUCAAAACUCGACGUACAAGCGCAGCGCCAAGAGCAUGAAGAUGCGCGUCAUCUACGAUUGCACGGUGCUCGGAGAGGUAGAAGCCAAAACUUGGCGCUCGCUCAUGGUUGGGUCCGGCAAUUUCGUUCGUGCUAGACCCGCUGCACUACUGGCGUCAGCCGCUGAAGGGCUCGAGUCGAUGUCGCUUCGCUCUCCACCUCGCAGGACUGCAUCUCUCCUCACCGCAGCAGACGAUGAUCGACGCGAAAUGACGGGCGGCAACAGUCUUCCUUCAUCAAGGUCAAGAGGCUUUCUUGGAGAUGGGCUCUGUUUGACCGACGUCGUGCCCCCGCCUUCUUGGCACGGAACGCAGAUGUCUUCAAAUGCUGCCGAUUGUGACAGCGAGGCAGGUGGUGACGCUGAUUCUCUGAUGGCUGACCUCGAUUUCCUCGUUGGCGCUGGAGACGAGGAUGUUGUGAGCGACACAAGUCUCACCGAUGACCAGCUUCCACCACAGCUUCGCCGUCAACUUGAAGUAUUCACGGACAACGAGCUUCGCGACGGGAUCAGGUUGCGAGACACUUCCAAAGUUGGGGCACCAGAACAGCAUUUUCGACGUGUCCGCAAGACGAACCGGGCAAACGGCAAGAGGGAGACCAUAUACGAGAUCACGACCGAGGUCAUCGAGACCAUCGAGACGGAGACUAUCGAGACCACGACGAUGUAUGGGCAAGCCAGAUCGUCUCUCAGGGAAGGUGGGCACUUGACCCGUGCUUCUAAUCCUCAAGGCACGUCGGACUGCAGUACAACCCCCGAAUCGACCCCGAAUUCAGACAUGUUGCAGCGCCACGUCUCCAGCUCCAGGAAUGACACAGAGACGCGCUCGAUCUUUGAUGGUGGAAAAGAGAUCAAGUUGGAAGAGGACGAAGAAUGGUGUGAGAUUCGCACGACAGGUGCAAGUAACACAGCAGACCUUGACCAAACCGGAUCGGCGCAUCUUGGUGGUUUCAUCCAGGCCGACGACCAAGACGCAAAGGCUCUGACGCUUCCCGAGGCCCCGAAUGGUCACAAGUUGACUACAAACAGCAAGAACGAUACAUCGUCUAAGGUACCCGUUGUACUCAAGACCAUGACCAGAAAGCUGAUCCAGAAGCGCAAGACCGUUCGCAAAAUACAUAUCAACGACACGCGCGACGACAUGAUCGAUGACGUGAGCGUAGACCAACCGGCGAGGGCGAUUCGUCGAUCGCAAAGCCCGGUAUCUCCGGUCCGACUUUCUUCAGUCAAAGCUCAACGCGAUGCAGCUAAGGUGACGGAGAAGAACACGCAUACUUCCGGUGGACGGGUGAGACAAGAGCCAUCGCCGAGCAAGGGCGUUGAUCUUGGCCGUGGUCUCAACAAGGUUCUCCGACGCGCGAAAUAUCCUUUUAAAAGCGACUCCUCGACGGACAGAUCGGUUGCUCCUGAUCUUCCAUCAAAGCAGCCACAGGCCACCAACAGGGCGUCCGUGUCCAAUGAUACAGGACGCGCUCCACCUCUCGCCUUCACGUCCCCCCGACAGUCGCCGAGCAAAAGCAAGCGCGCCUCGGAGACCGAGUCGGGAUCAGACCUCAAGGUUACGAAGCGUAGUGCAAUCACAGACUUCACUGAGAAGGUCAGCCCUUGCGCGGUGAUGAAGGAACUGCCUUCUAUUCCCCAAAGAGGUGCGUCGUAUCAGACACUGUUUCCAACCGAGUCAGGACGAGCGGGCAUUGUUUCUUCGACGCCCAAAGGCUCUUUGCGUGACAGUAAGCGCCGCAAUAGGGCACCCUCCAUCACCUCGAUUCGCUCGUUUGCUUCACGCUCUCAUGUUUCCAGCUUAUCAGCACCCGCUGACGCCGACAAGGGAAAACAUGCUCGAGACGCCACAGCGUUCCCGCAAGCCCACUUGGUGGAAAACUUGCGUCGCUUCAUGCGGUAUUCGUCCGCAGCAUACGGGCAAAACUUCAUGCGAAUCCUCGGCAUCGGUAGCCUGGACUACUUUUUCCCGGAUACAAGCAAGCAUCACGCCAACGUAUGGGCUUUUGCUCAUCACGUGGGGAUCCCAGUCGACUGCAUUCUCCUAAACAGCUUCUCUGAGGCGCAGCCGCUGUUCACAGAGCAGAUGUCGCCGCUCGUCAACUACGUCUCGGUUGACGAUGGAGCCAAGGCGGUGGUCCUCACCUGUCGCGGUACGAUGGGUCUGAGCGACAUCCUCACGGAUCUCACGUGCGACUUUGAAACCAUCGCAGUCGAAGGCGGGAGAUCAACCAAGCUGUACCAGGUCCAUUCAGGGAUGUUGGCUAGCACGCGUCGACUUUGCAACGAGAACAGCACUGUCAUGCAGACUGUGCGACGGGCUUUGGAGGAUAAUCCGGACUAUGGUCUGGUCCUGACGGGACACUCUCUGGGAGGAGGUGUGGCUUCCCUGGCAGCCAUCGAGCUCAGCUGUCCGGCUGAUCUUUUCCGACAACAAGCACUACUCAGAAGGUCACAGGGUGGGCAUCACACCCAACACCCGCGCAUCUACACGCCAUUUGUUACAUCGAUGGACAGUGGAUUGCCGGCGGGUCGUCCGAUCCAUGCUUAUGCAUACGGAGUGCCCGCAGUCGCUUCACCCGACCUUUCGUCGCACUGCAAAGGGCUUGUGACUAGCAUCAUCCAUGGUCACGACUUUAUCCCCACUCUAUCGCUCGGCAUGGUGCGCGACUUCAAAAAUAUCGCACACGCACUCAGCCAAGAGAGUGACUCGGACAUUGCGCGUGAGAUCAUCACUCGCGUGCUGGGCACCUACCGCAAACGAUCUGGUCUUCGCGCGAGUCUAGGAUUCAAGGAGAAGGUUCCUGAACAUCUCGCCUCACUGGAAGCGCCUCGUCCGCAAGAGAUACCGCUGGCCGAGCGUGAACUGAAGCUGAGCCGAGAAGAGCUGAUGAAGGGCAAAACGCGAAACCUUGCCGCCGACUCGGACUACACGGAUCCCAAUCUCAGGGAAGACGAAUUGGAUCCAUUCUCUUACUCUUCGGGAGGCGGUCACAUUCGACCAUCCACAUCGACUAACCAAGCCCCGUCUCCGCCGGAUGCGGAGGGCGAUACCGGACUGGCGGACUGGCUCUGGUCGCUCAUCAAAACGAUCCGUGCCGACAUGGAUUCCGCCAAACUCUAUCCACCUGGCGACGUGUACUGCAUCGAAAGCUUCCCCGUCUUUGUCACUUCGAGGAUGCAAGCUGACAGCGACAUCGUCUUCGAGCGGACGGAAGCCAAGCAAGGCACGAGGAGGGCCGAAGCGCACAGGGUGAUUUUGAGGUUCUGCGAGGACGUGGAGAAGCGCUUCAGCGAGCCCGUCUUCGCAAAGAGCAUGUUGAGGGAUCAUAUCCCCACGAACUACGAGUUGUGUAUGAGUUUGCUUUACGAAAGUGUGAUGGAGGGGGAGGGUGGGGGGUGA